AUGAUGUUUAAAUUCGUAGCUAUAUUCGCUAUUGGACUACUCAUAGUCUUGCAUAUUAAUAGUCCAAAAAUUAAUUCUACUGUUCAUGUACUUUUGUCAAAUGAACAAUCAGUUAAACAAGAUACAAGACAACAAAUAGGAUUUGCAAAUGCACCAUUGAUAUCGUCUUCAAAAAUUUUGACUGACGAAGAUGUUUUACCAAAGUCGAUUCCUGAACAGACAAUGAAAGCGUCAAAUGUACAAGAGAUGACAUCUACAAUUAUCAUCACAGAACGUGCUUUCGGUCCACUAUUUCGAUGUGAUUUUGAUUCUGCAUGUUUUGCAGAUGAUCAACUCAGACGAACUAAUGGCAGUGAAUUCGAUCCUCUUCCGCCUCCUAAUGGCUUAGAACCUCCUAGAGCACCAACUUCUGACGUUACAUCUAUUACUGCUCUAACAAGUAACAAUGAAACAUGCAGACUACCUUAUCAACUAUCACUGGAUAAUAACAUGAAUCCUACCUAUCCGUAUAUGCGAUUUUGUUAUAAUAAUACAUGUGAAACAGACAAUGGAGACAUAGCGACAUGUGCAUCAGGUUUGUAUGGUCUUGUAUCACUUAAUUUAUCAGACUCACCGACGAUAAUCAGUCACUCAUUCAAUUAUAAUUCAACUCCAGGAGAUUCAGUUGGAGAACAAUGUCUUCGAUUUUAUUAUUAUUUUACUAUUUAUAAUGGACAAGAUUGGAAACAACAGAUUGACGUGUUGAUAAGACCCGAUAAUGACGCUGGCAGGGGAUUUUUAAUUGGAAAUCUUACAAUACUUGAUAUGGAAGAAAAUGGAUGGCAACUUCAAUAUAUAACAUUUAAUUCAACAUUUUCUAAUUACACAGCAAGAUCCUUUUCUUUUAUUGUUGGUAUAGAAAAUCGUACAGUAAAUUCUACAUUGAAUCGAACGAUUCAUUUUGCAUUAGAUAAUAUAGAAUUAUAUGAUUUUAAUUGUGCAUAUGUGAUUGAUCAAUUAAAUCCAACAACACCACCUACUGUAGUAACUUCUCCGUCAGGACUAAUUAUUGGUCUCACAUUGGGUCUUGGGAUUCCCGUUUUAAUUUGCAUCAUUAUUGUUGGUUAUAAUUUGAAAAAAGAAAGAGAUGCUGAACGUUUACAACGCUUUGACAUUCCGAUGCUUUGA
Molecule: messenger RNA, 1167 nt
Organism: Rotaria sordida
Lineage: Eukaryota; Metazoa; Rotifera; Eurotatoria; Philodinida; Philodinidae
Source: the annotation of a GenBank genome assembly